Gaeumannomyces tritici R3-111a-1 is the source of this 6461-nucleotide messenger RNA. Its product is annotated as farnesyl pyrophosphate synthase. Gene Ontology annotation, cellular component: cytoplasm. Gene Ontology annotation, biological process: trans, trans-farnesyl diphosphate biosynthetic process. Lineage: Eukaryota; Fungi; Ascomycota; Sordariomycetes; Magnaporthales; Magnaporthaceae. The record is from RefSeq and is a predicted model, not a curated record. Gene Ontology annotation, molecular function: (2E,6E)-farnesyl diphosphate synthase activity; dimethylallyltranstransferase activity. The transcript is spliced from 2 exons. Bases 5265 to 6308 code for a protein of 347 amino acids.
GCUUGGAGAACCAGGCGCUUAGGUCUACGGGCGAAGGUCGCUUCCUCCUUCGAUAUCAGACGUACACAGUGAACCCACUACGACGGGACGGUUAUUCUACGGCGGGAAUAUACAGACGAGCCUCUUACAGGCACACAGGAAGCUUCAGAGAAUCCACGACUGUAAUGCUUAAAGAAUAUCUGCCGACAAUCCACCUUAGUGUGAGGAGGAAGGAACGCAAGCCGACCUGCCGCUACCGCUACCGCAUGCAAGCCCCAACCCCAUCCGCCAGAUUUCCCGACCGGCCGUUUUCGAGAAAGGCAGAUGAGGGGAGCAGGCGCGGCAUCUGACUGGCCCGAGCAAAGAGAGCAAAUUGACCCCGUCCGUUCAUGCCGCUGCAACGUUGGAGCGAGCGAUGGAUGGCUGUCACCCACACCACACACCACAAACCACCACCACUGCCUGCAUCAUGCCAUGCAAUGCAGCCUGCAGCGUUGUGCGUAGAUAGAGGGCUUUUCUUUCUCCUUUUUUUUUCUCGUAUUCACACAAGUCACCCGCUUCCUACAUGUGAGCACAGAAGACCCAUGGUCUCGUUGGUGCCUGACCCAAUCUUUGCUUCCUGGCAAUCGGCCACCCAUUUUCUUGUUCCUCUUUUUUUAUCAAUCCAUCCUCCCACCUUUUUAUCUUAGAACGUAUGGCAAUCAUGCCUGUGUCGAUCGCCCGGCUUCCCCCGCGCACGUGGGAUUCGGCAUUGCAUAAGGGAUCGAACACUACUGCAGGCAAUGAAAAAGCUUGUGCUCGACUUAUGCAAGGGGGAUUGAUGGAUAAAACAAGGGGGUGGAAGGAAGAACAAGAUGAAUGGAAAGGCUGGGACGACAGGAGCCCUUACCCCUCGCCUUGCGACAACGCACAAAAGUCGACGGAUGUGUGCUGCCGUUUCCCGCCUGUGCGACUUGGCCACUGACCCGGGCCCCUCGCAUGGCGGAUUGCCUUGUUUUUCCUUGGCCCCCUCGCGGCGUCACACAGCAGUCGGACACGGAGAAAUGAUAUCGCAACGGAAAGGAAAGAGGAGAAAGGCUCGACAAGGCCGGCAGUGCCCUACUCGAGCAGACACAUGCGGGCCCACAGGCUUGGAGACUGAGUCACUUUUGCUGUGCUGCUCUGAUGCAGACCUCGCGGGCUGCCGAGCUGACGUGAGCAAUCAAGUACGCAUCGGAAGGGACGCAAGGCUGGGCAGGCCGAUGGCGUCAUGAUAUAUUGUCUUGAUAAUGCGUUGCAUGCAUCCGCCCGGUAUUUAUCUGAUUAGGAUGCCGAUAACGCGCCUAGGUACGGCACCCCGACUCCCAGGGGGCUACGCUAUCAAAACACCAAGAAACCAGGCAUAGUCCCUCAAUGACGCCUUCUUAGCGCAGUGUCCGCGGCCUCGGAACGCCACGCACCCCGCUCGCGGGUGAGCGCUGCGGUUCAGGUGUCGGCCCACUACCGCCCCCGCGCCUGCUCCCCUCAGGCGGGAGCAACGUCUCUGGAGCGAGGGCAUCAGCCGCCAGGCGCCCAGCAUCACCAAGCCGUGGGUGUCGCAGGCGGCCGACCGGCGCGUCCCGCAUAUCCUGCAUGAUGUUGGCCACCAGCGCACUGACUUCGGUGUUGGGAGAGCCAGGAGAGCCAGGAGUGGCCGUGUUCUCUCCCCUUGACGCGGAGCUGCUCGCGCCGGGGGAGGCUGCCGGGUUGCGCAAUGUCGAUUCCAGCCUUCUUCUGUGCCUGCCGGACACCUGGCGAACCAUGCCAACCGACGCCAGCUCAUUGUUGAUGCCGCCCGGGCUGCGCAUCGCCGAGUCUGCUGUGCGGGGCGAAGUGAUGCGCGCCUGGCCAGCGAUGUGGCUGCGUCUAGUGCCUCGAUGUUCCUCCUCUUCGCUUUCCUGCGCCUCCACCAGGACUUCAGUGGGGUGAGACCGAAUAUUGCUCAAGUCAAGGUUGGCCCCAGCAGCAACGGUAUUAUACCACCUCUCCCAACUGCCAAUGGCGUGUCUCUGGGAGCUCUUCGGCCGCUCGGGUUUCUAGCCCCGCUGCUGGUGCUGUGACUGUGGCGUUCGUGCAAGCGACGAGGGCCCGUCUGCCUGGGUAUUGAUGAGGUCCAUCUGUGCCCGAGCCGUGCGAAUCAGUGCCUUGGCCUCUUCAACCUCGACGCCAUCUUGGCACAGCUCCGUCGCGAGGCGGUGCGCCUCUGCGUAGUCCUCCUGCUCGAGCGCAUGCCGCGCCAGCCACAUGCGAGCUUUGCUGGUCGCUGCAGUCACGCCCGUCCCGCCACCUCCGCCCGUGGCCGUGUGCCGCCUGCCUUCUGCCCGCGCGCCGUCGCCGUCGUCUGACCCUCCGGCCGCAGUGGCGUCGUUGUGAAUGGCGAUUGACUCGCCAAGGCCGUCGCCGUCACCGCCACCACCGUCCUCCUGCGCAACGCACAACUCCAUGUACAUGCGAGCUUCCUCAUAGUCUCCCAGGCUGUCAUACAUGCUCGCAAUCUGCAGCAGCACCUCGGGGUCCAUAUGGACAGCGCCGGCACGGUCAAGACCACCCGCCACACCGAAGCUGCUCCCGCCUCCCGCGGCACUGGCAUUGAGUCCGGAGCCCGAGCCAGAAUCAUACGAGGAAUCGGCGAGCAAUGCACGCUUGAGUGCCUUGAUUCCAUCGCGCUCGCGGCCCAUCUUUUGCAGACAUGACCCAACCGCCAUCCACAUCUUCCCAUCCCAGGGUCUAAGCCCGGCAGCCUUUUUGUAGUACCAGAGCGCAUAUGUGUGCAUCUCGAGCACCUCGUAUGUCUGGCCGAGGCCGUACCACGCUCGAUAAUCACGGCGAUUGACGUCGACAGCGCGACGAUACGACUCGAUAGCGGCGUGUGUGUUUUUGAGCUCGACGUAUUCGUGUCCCAUCAGCGUCCAGGCCGACAAGCAUGAACGAUCCAGCGUAAGCGCGCGCCGGAAGUACUGCACCGCCUUCUCGUGCAUCGAGAGGAGCGAGUAGUAGUUGCCGACCACAACGCACGACUCGGGGCGAAACUUGUCAACCGAUGAGCAGAGAUGGGCCAAGAAUGCCAACUUGGGGCGGUAGUUCAGGACGUAGAGAAUAUUGGAGUAGUGGUCCAAGGAGUCGAGUCGGUGCGGAUGAAGUGCGAGGAGCGUGCUAAAGUGUUGCUCGGCCAGGAUCAGAUCCUUGUUGUGGUACUCCAAAAGCGCCUUGCAGGUAAGCAGAAAUGAAGAGGUUGGGAAAAGCUUUAGCAACUCGUCCAGGGAGUGGGCGAGGUUAGGGCCCUGCUGAUAAAGCUCGAGGGAGGUGUGGAGGUGAAACAUAUAAGACACAAUGUUCUGGGGUAGCUGCGGUGAGAUCUGGUUGAGCUGUUGGAAGCGCGCUUGAUUAGCAAUAAAAAAAGAGACGCCUCUGGGCUGUACGAGAUGGUGGGGGACUUGCAUCUGCGACUCUUGUUAUCAGCGAUGUCAUCUCCAGCCAGCAACCCCAAUUCAUAGGGAAGAGAUGGACACUGCGGAUGAACCACUGCAUCGCCUCGGCCUCGCUUUUGGACUUGGCAAGGACCAUGCCAAACCUGCAACAACACAUGGCAGGUCAGCGAUAGCCCCGUACAUGACCAUCUAGGAACUGAGGGGGAGACCAACAGAUACUCCAGCCACCCCUGGCUGCCAACAACCUCACCGUCCUCGCCGGUCCUUUCAGCGAACCACUGUUCCAGGUAGCCGCUGACGGGAACCAGUUGCUUGUUUACGAUGGAGCCUAGGUCAUGAGGGCCCAUAACCAUCUCCGCGUCUUCGUCCUUGCGCUUUUCACCCGAGAUCAUCUUGGCGUACAAGGCCAGGAACAGGCUCUUUUGGCUGAGCCGGGGCAGUCUGCUGCGCGCCUCUCCCUGGGACUCGGACGCCGGGCUUGUUCCAGAAUGGCCUAUUGCCGCUCCGGGCCGGUCGCCGGCGGGGGCGGCGGCGGCUUUUCCAGCAGCAGUCGUGGGGGCCUCCUCAGGGCGCGGGGUGGUGGGGACGAGCCCGGCGAGCAGCGAGUCUGGCAGGAAGACGGCGGCGCAGCGGUCAAAUUCCUUGCAGUCGAACAGUGACUUGGCGAGCAGGUAGCGGUUCAGCUCGGCGGCCUCGAGGGCGGCCUCGUCAGGAUCCGGGUUGCGGGCGAAGGCGACCGAGAUGAAGCGGUCUUGGGCGGCGUCUUUGGCAUCGACGUCAUCGGCAGGGGUCUCGCGGAUGGCAUUGAGGAGCUCUGCGGCCCUGGGAUGGUGGUGCGCUUCUGUCAGUCUUGCGCAACGCCAGGAAUUCAAGACAUGCUUACCACUUUGCCGACUGAUAGAGGCACCGCUCCGAGCACAUGACCACGGCCUCCUGGAGCGCCUCGCGCAGCUGCAGCGUCUGCACCAUGGCGGGCCGCUCUGGUCGCAACAGCGUUGCGCGAUUGAUGGAGCAGGUUAUGGCAGCAGAAUAGGCACAGAGCGGCUGGCCAGGUGCUGACAGGUAAUUGAUUCCCUGGUCGCUUGCAUGUCGCGACGCGGCGCCUUCUCGUGUGUCAAAAACAAGUCCAAUGUUUGUUUAGCGUCGCCAUUACCAACAGUGGAAUUCGCGAUAAAUCGAAAACAAGCUCCAUCCAGGUCUGGCCUUCCUUUUUCGGCAUAUAGCUUACCUCACCGCCUUUGCCCCUGGUGCUGUCCCUGCCCCGCCAUGGGUGGGGUUCACCCCCUCCGUCCGAAGAUACCUGUAGCUCUGGACAGACACCGAUCAGCCACGCGUUCGUUGACAACCGAGCAGUGGCGCUGAGUAACAUUUUCCCGAGGUUUCUGGCUACGUAGAACCUAGUGCGAGCGCCGGGUCGAUCGCCCGCUUGUUUCGGCGUUUCCGCUGGCCGCUUUCCAGACCCAAAUUCUUCAAAGCGGCAAUAUUUGAUGGACCUCGGAGCUCAGGUUCACAGUGUGGGUGGGCACGUGGGGUAGCAAAUCCCCGCAACCAUGGUGCCGGAGAUUCUACCAAACGGGUCCCUCAACAAGCCAAACGCGGUGCGCGGACAUUGAAUCAAUCACUCUGGGCGUUUCCUGUCCCAACACCCCCAAAUACUCUCCGAUAGCGUGACACCUCGGCCGAAAAAGUCCGCACCAUAACGGUACCAUAACGGCACCAUAUCCCGACAUAUUCUGCUCAGGCUGCUUUCUUUCCCUGGACAAAGUGCAGGCUGCAGGCUUUGAUUCCCACCAUCCUUCUUUCCCACUUCACGGGCACCACCAGCCACCGCUUGCAAACAUGGCCCAGAAGACGACGCUGAAGGAGUUCGAGAGUGUGUGGCCGAAGCUCGAGGAGGUGCUCCUCGACCACGCCAAGUCCUACAAGCUGCCCGAGAAGGAACUGGCAUGGUACAAGAAGAGCCUCGAGGUCAACCCGCUCGGCGGCAAAUGCAACCGCGGCAUGUCAGUACCCGACACGGCCUCGGUGCUCCUCGGUCGCCCACUCUCCGAGGACGAAUACUUCAAGGCGGCGACGCUGGGGUGGACCACGGAGCUGCUACAGGCCUUCUUCCUCGUGUCGGACGAUAUCAUGGACAGCAGCAUCACGCGCCGCGGGCAGCCGUGCUGGUACCGCCAGCCCGACGUCGGCAUGAUCGCCAUCAACGACGCCUUCAUGCUCGAGGCCGCCAUCUUCACGCUCCUCAAGAAGUUCUUCCGCGACCACCCCAACUACGUCGACCUGCUCGAGCUCAUGCACGAGGUCACCUUCCAGACCGAGAUCGGCCAGCUCGUCGACCUACUCACCGCCCCCGAGGACAAGGUCAACCUCGACAACUUCAACAUGACAAAGUAUAGCUUCAUCGUCGUCUACAAGACGGCCUACUACUCCUUCUACCUUCCCGUCGCCCUGGCCCUGUACCAGCUCGGCCUGGGCACGCCCGAGAACCUCAAGACGGCCGAGGACAUCCUGAUCCCCAUGGGCGAGUACUUCCAGGUGCAGGACGACUACCUCGACAACUUUGGCCUGCCCGAGCACAUUGGCAAGAUUGGCACCGACAUCUUGGACAACAAGUGCAGCUGGCUCGUCAACCAGGCCCUGCAGAUCGCGACCCCAGACCAGCGCAAGAUCCUCGAGGACAACUACGGCAAGAAGGACAAGGCCAACGAGGCCGUCAUCAAGAAGCUGUACGACGACAUGCAGCUCGAACAGAGGUACAAGGACUACGAGGAGAAGGUGGUGGGCGAGAUCCGCGAGAAGAUCUCCAAGAUUGACCAGAGCACGGGCCUGAAGAAGGAGGUGUUUGAGGUCUUCCUGUCGAAGAUCUACAAGCGCAGCAAGUAAUGACGAUAUGACCCUGUGAUCCUGGGAUCCUAGCAUGAUAUGAUAAAGCUAGGAAUAUAGAUGACACGCGUACAAAGAGAUACAGUAGACAUACCCCUAAAUAAGACGGACGGUUUUGGAUGCUAUUUUCCAACCUGGCCCUAUUACCACCCA